AUGAUGUACCAGGCCAGGUCUGUUGAGCCUCAUAAACACCGCCCGGAAUGCCCCAAGUACCGUCCAGAUGACGAUCAAUGGGGUAGCGGUGGCAGCUGUGCCUCGCACGGUAGACGGGACAAUGAUGAUGACGAUUCUUCCGAUUACCCUGGGUCUUCUGAACAUGGCGCCGGUCGUCGUCCUGGUUUCCCAGCUUCGUCAGAGGACGAUCCCGAAGAGCCUGCGAGUCAACAGUCUCAGGCUCUUCCUCCGGAGUAA
Monascus purpureus is the source of this 258-nucleotide messenger RNA. The record is from the annotation of a GenBank genome assembly. NCBI's taxonomy places the organism in Eukaryota, Fungi, Ascomycota, Eurotiomycetes, Eurotiales, Aspergillaceae.